Molecule: messenger RNA, 1450 nt
Organism: Coffea eugenioides
Lineage: Eukaryota; Viridiplantae; Streptophyta; Magnoliopsida; Gentianales; Rubiaceae
Exons: 6
Coding region: 38-766 (242 amino acids)
Cellular component (GO): chloroplast
Source: RefSeq, a predicted model, not a curated record
UUUCGUUGGAUGGAGCCAAUUUCAACCAACGGCCAAAAUGCCACCGCCAGCACCACCAACUCAUUCUCCAGUUAUCCCUAGCACCACCCUCGCCGCCCCAUUCCUUCCAAAAUCACCCGCGCCAGUCUCACCACUUCACCUCUCCCCCACCCCGUCCCCUCAUGAAACCAUCGCAGUCUCACGCCGACGCGCAGCCUCUUUGCUCUCAAUUUUAACUGUCCCUCCUCUACUUCUUUCAGUGCAUGACCCACCCACAGCUUCCGCAUUCUCCCUCGGCAUCUCAGGACCGAAGAAUUGGCUGAAAGAACAAAAGAAGAAGUCGUCCAAAUUCCUGUUAGCUCCGGUUGAUGCUUCUCGGAACAUCCUCCGCUCUGCCUAUCUUCUAAUGACUAAGGGUGAAACGGAGUAUGAGGAGAAUGACUUGGAAGAAGUUAAAAAGUUGGUGACAUCUGCUACUAGAGAUUGUGUGGCUGAACAAAGGAAUUCAUUUGUGGCUUUCCAAGCUAAGACUGGAGUAGAGGUCUGCACCUUCCGGUUAAUUGUGAAAAAUGCAUCUUCUUUGCUUGAUGAUAAAGAUCCCACAAAGUUAGAAGCUGAAUCCAAGCUCACUGAUCUGAUAAGAUCGUUUACUUCUCUCAGUGAUAUGACCAAUGAAAUAGAUGGUCAAGCUGCUUCAAACAGGCAAAGAGUUGCAAAUGCUCUUAUGGAUGCAUUAUAUUCCCUUGACAACUUUGAGCAGGGAAUCAAAGAUUGCCUUGAAAUUUAAUGUUCAGAUACUGGAUUCUGAAAAGAAAAAAGAGCAAGAAAGAUUUUAACGGUGAAUCGCUUAUUAAAUAUAUUGCAAAGAGGAGGUCCAAGAAUGUCAUCGUUGAAAGUUGGGGCUGUUUUUUAUUAGUUCAAUUUCGUGUUUCUUUAUUUACAUCAUGGUUGAAAGUUGGGACUGUUUUUUAUUAGUUCAAUUUUGUCUUUCUUUAUUUAUGUUCUCAUUUUGUGACAAUAUGUAUAUUAUUCCAGCCAAAAUCUUAGUGCAAACUGAAAUGGUUCAAAAACAUAGACUGGCUUAUGCCCCUUAGCUUAUGAGCAUCUGACAGGUAAUUUAGUAAAUGCAUUGCUUCAUUAACGUAUUUACUUUGGAAUACCUACUUAUACCUACUAACCUCUUAACAGCUAAUGUGUGUAAAAAUGUGUUAUUAUUUGAUGUUAUCUGACCAAACAAAUUAUACUGAAUAGAAACUGACUUCAAAUGUUACAAAUAUGGUUUUUCUUUUUUAUUUUUUCAUCAUACACCUGCACACAAGUUGACUGCUUUCAUUUUUCUUUGCUGUUGAGAAAGAAUUUAAGAUGGUCAGGUUGGCAGAGAACGUAAUCUGACAUGUUAUAGAAGUCCAACCAAUAAUAAAGAUGCCAUGUGGUUUCCUAAGUGAUCUUUGCUAUGUUGUCAAGAACUCCG